Trichoderma aggressivum f. europaeum is the source of this 2610-nucleotide messenger RNA. RefSeq lists its product as uncharacterized. The record is from RefSeq and is a predicted model, not a curated record. NCBI's taxonomy places the organism in Eukaryota, Fungi, Ascomycota, Sordariomycetes, Hypocreales, Hypocreaceae. The transcript has 3 exons. Gene Ontology annotation, molecular function: catalytic activity; protein binding. Bases 1 to 2610 code for a protein of 869 amino acids. Gene Ontology annotation, biological process: nucleoside metabolic process.
AUGGCAACUGCAAGAAAAACGCAUGAUGACUACACUAUAGGUUGGGUAGCCACUUUAGGUUUUGGGGUAUCGGUAUUUCGGGCGUUGUUGGACGAAGAACACGAGUCUCUUCCACAAGAUGAUCGUGAUGACAACAGCUAUGUUCUUGGCCGGAUGGGGAGCCAUAAUGUUGUUUUGGCAUAUCCCGGAGAGUCCAAGACAGCCCUUGGUGCCGAAAUUCUAUCCCAUAUGGCCUACUCCUUUCCCAAAAUUCAGCUGAGAUUGAUUGUGGGAGUAGGCGGCGGUGCUCCGCAGCCAAUACAAUCCGAUCCGAAAAAGGACAUUCGACUUGGCGAUGUCGUUGUUGGCUUUCCCAAUGGGGAUAAUAAUUGCGUGGUGCAGUGGGAGAAGAGCACGGGGGAAGAGGGCAGUUUCGUGGCGAAAUGCCAUCUUCAUGGGCCUCCUCCAGUACUUAUCAACGCCAUCAAAGCGCUGCAAUCGGCCCAUCAGGCUGAAAAUGGCAACAUGCAGCAAUACAUUGAUCAAGUCCUCCAGUCAACUUCCCCCGGCAUGGAAACCAUCAAGCAUCCGGGAUUUGAGAGGGAUCGACUGUUCCGAUCAGGCUACAUGCAUAAGGGUGGGGAGCAGAAGAGUGCAGACGUCUGUGCGGCAUGUGAUAAGGGACAAAUCAUUCAGCGAACACCAAGGGAACCAUCGCAUGUCAUGGUUCAUUACGGUCAGAUUGCCUCUAGCAACAAAGUGAUGAAGACUUCUAAGAAGCGAGAUUCUCUGAGAAAAGAGUGGGGGGUUCUCUGUUUUGAGAUGGAGGCGGCCGGUCUCACGGAUGAAUUUCCAUUUCUUCUAAUCAGGGGUGUCUGUGACUAUUCGGACAGUCACAAGGAUAAAAAAUGGCGGUCCUUUGCCUCUCUCACGGCGGCCGCAUACGCUAAAGAUCUCUUGAUGGUACUCCCGUCGCAGGAGGACGGGGCUAUGCCGCUGGCAGUAGGAUCUGCUGGGGAGGAAUCUCAAGUGGGAAAGGGAUUAGGUGUGGAAGAAGCAUCUGAAUCUAACAGAGGCUCUGAAACCGAGAGGGAAACUGGUACAGAAAGAGAUUCUGCGUCUGGAAUGUCAGGAAUGAGCGGAGAAUCUGGGUCUGACGGAGAAUGGAAAGCCAAAGAUGAAUCUAACACGACGGACGGGGCCAUCAGAGACGCUGAAGCGUCCAGCCCUGAACGAGAAAGGAGCUCUGAAAAAGAAUCUGUGGUUCCAGGAAAAUCGGGAGCUGUGGAGGAGUCAGGGUCUACCAGAGGAUCAAAAGCACCGAAGAAGUCCAAAAUGCCAGGCAAAACUAAAACAACGAAAGAGAAUAAGGCGGACAAGUCUGAAAUCUCAGGAGACGCUGGACUUGGGGGGGAGCCUCAGACAGAAGGGAGGUCUGAGGAAGCUAACAACGCUGAACCUCAAGUUGAAUCUGGGUCAUUGAAGAAAUCAAAAACCAAAAAAGGUGGAACUGGGAAGAAACUUGGAUCUGUACGAGUUCAAGAAGCUGGACAAGAGGCUGGGUCUGCGACGGAAUCUUUGGCUUCAAAGGCACCCCCGAAAGAACCCGGAACCAAGAAAAAGGCCGGAGCCAAAUCAAAAGGAGCCUCUAAAAUCACAAGAGAAGAUGGCACUAUGGCAAAGGCUGGGACUACAAAGAAGGCUGGAGAUUCAAGCAGUGCUGUGACGACAGGUGGAGGAACCAUGGAAGCUAUGGAAGCCAUGGCUAUUGGGAAGACUGAAGAGUUGAUGCAAACCAUGGAGAUUGGAAAGAUUGAAGAAGCAAUAGAGGCCAUCACAGUUGGGAAGGCCGGAGAAGCCAUGGAAGCCAUCGUGAUUGGGAAGACUGAAGAAGCGAUGAAAGAUGUGGCACCAAAAAACCUGAUGGGAGCCGCGACGACAAGAAAAACGCUAGGUACGAUGCAAGCCGUGACGGCUACGAAGCUUGGAGAGACAAUCGAAGACAAACCGGCCAAAAAAUCGAGAGGUAUCAGCCGAGCUGUGACCUCGAAGAAGCCCAGCGGUGUGAGCGGAGUUGCGAAUACAAAGACUGGAGGUGCCGGCAAAGCCGCUGAUGUGAUGGAUUUUCCGGCCAAGGGAGAAGCUCUCGUUGGUAGACCGAAACCCAAACAGGAACCCAAGCCUGAAUGGCGCGAAGCAAAAACAGAGUCCAACAUCAAACAACAGGUUGCCAUUUCGAGAGUCUCAGAAGCUACAAGGACGGCAAGCCAUACGAGAGCCGAAGCACGAUCGAGAUUCUGUGGAUGUAGGGGAAGGUGCUGGACACUAGUCCCUGCUCUCCAGUGUGCCUCAGCCACAGAUCUCUCGGAGGCUGUGAAAAGCGGCAAUCUAUGGAAGCUGAGGGUGAUACUUCACAUGGGCGUUGACCCCAAUAUCGCGGAACAUCAUGGCGGCCAGAGCGCGCUGCACGAAGCAGCGUACUGGAACCAUCCCAAUGCGGCCAUGAUUAUCAUGGGGUUUAUGGGUACAUGUGAUAUUCAUGCAAGGAAUCACGAGGGACUGACAGCGCUUGAGGUGGCAAGGAAGCGUGGUAGUGAGGAUGUCGUUAGAUUGCUGGAGAAUUAUCGGUGA